AUGGCGUCUCAGACGUCGGACGGUAUGGCGACCGGACCUAAGCGACACAUGACUCGCCAUGGAGACAUUCUGUGUGUGUACUUACAACGCGAGAACAGCGUCUACAGACACUGCCUAAAUGUCCUUCUCGAAAACGAAGGAAUGCCAAUUGCCAUAAAGAAUUCAGCUGCCUGGACCACAUCCAGACCGUGUCAAGUUUCAAUGAGGUACCGGGAAUACCUCCUGCCUCUUGUUCUAACCUUCAUUGACUAUGAGAAAACCUUCGACAGCAUAGAAACGAAUGCAAUGCUAAAAGCGCUGACCGAUGAAGGUGUGAACAAAUCGCGACUUCACGAGAUAAGCGGUGUUCCCAAAGAAAGCCGGCAGAUGCAGAAGAUCGAGCAACAACUCCUACGUAUGGCAUUGAAGGCAAAACAGGAUCACAUGUUCUCUUUGCUUAAGAAGUGUGUGUAUAAAGAACAUUGUUGUGAACGUUUUGUGCCGGAACGCAUUUGGAGGAGAAUAGUGGGUGAGUCAAAGUCCAUUUGUGAUUAUAUUCGCUCUAGUGCUAAAUCUAGACUGCAGGAAAAGUUCAGACGAUUAGUAGACCAUCAGCAACAUCAGAAGGUUAGUAAAUCUGUUAAAUCUACCUCUGUAUGUGCAGAUCACAACAGCACCAUUGCUAAUAAGAACAGUGCACAAAGUUCAUUUCGUGUUUCUGUGAUUGGCGAUGUACUCAUCUCAGCUGACGCGCUUUCCGUUUUGGAUCUCGGCCCUAGUUUCGCGCCUGUGCAAUCAAUAAGUCCGGAGGUAUCACGCAAGGUUGUGGGCAGCCUCCAAUUGGUUCAUGAUAGGUUGCGACUGAGAGCAAAAGAAGAAGAGCGAAGGCAAGAGAACAGAAUAGCUGAGCAAGUAUCCUUACCCUCCAUACCUUUCCCGCGUAUGAUGUAUAAACCACCUGAACCCAACCCCACGGUAGACAACAAGUUUCGAGUGUUCGCAACAUCCGUGUAUUCCGUUUUGGAGCGUUUCUCGAGAAAACACGUAAAUUUCAAUCUCACUGUCGCGCAACGUCGAGGCCAACGUGAGAUUCGCAAUCUUAUUACAGCUGGAGAGAUCAAGGUUUCCGUUAGUGAUAAGGGAGGCGAAUUUGUUGUUCUAUCACGUGAACUAGACAAGGCGAUAACGAGACAACAUCUUGAGGAUGACAGUCUAUAUGUCCCAUCCUCCGCCAAUGAGUUUAGAAAGCAAUAUCGCCGCCUAAACAGGGUUUGGGUAGAAACGGCUGGAACAGCAGGGCUCCCAAAAAACUUUAUUACGCGUCUCAAGAACGACUUACCCGCAUGUCCAGUCCUAUACACGCUAAUCAAAACUCACAAGCUCUCUGAAAAUGGCCUCACUUCGAACGAUCCACGUGACUUUAAAGUGAGGCCUAUCAUUAGUUGUAUCGGGGGCCCCACGGAUAGAAUUUCCUGGCUGCUCAACAUAAUCCUAAAUCAGCUGCUCAGAUAUGUCCCUGCCCACCUCAGCAGUUCUAGCAACUUCCUAAAACAUCUCCGCAGUACCUCAUUUGAGCGUGAAUGUGUAGUAGAGACCUUUGACGUUACGUCACUCUAUACGAACGUUUCAAACGAUGUAGCAAUGCAGGCUGUUCACGAACUGCUCACGCAUCGCCAGGCUUCUUUGAACAUGUAUGGAUUCAGCAUCAGGCAGAUCAUGACAUUGAUAAACGAAUGCCUGAAUUGCUCUAUUUUCCGAUGGUCGGGACAGUACUACCGACAACUUAGAGGCCUAGCUAUGGGACAAAGGCUGGCACCCACUCUCGCCACUGUUUUCAUGACCAAGAUCGAAAAGCCUAUAAUAGACCGCAAACCACUGCUGUAUUAUCGUUACAUAGAUGAUUGCUGCGUCGUCUGCUCAACCCAAGCAGAACUAGACGCGUGCUUCAAUAUUCUCAAUCAGCAGUGUCCGCACAUUAAGUUCGCAAGGGAGAGACCGAUAGACAACUGGUUGGCUUUCCUGAAUGUGCACAUUUACUUGCGGAAUGGGAUAUCGCAUCCCAGCAAAAUGAAAAAAUCUGUUAUAGCACAAGGAAAUCAGUUAAAACUACGUUUCAACAUGCCGAGAUUCAAAGACAGUCGAACAUGGGCAAUAAGUGAAUUUCGUCUACCUAAUGAUAUGAUGACCGACUUGACCGCAUGA
Messenger RNA from Necator americanus (New World hookworm), 2181 nucleotides. RefSeq lists its product as uncharacterized. The transcript has 6 exons. Bases 1 to 2181 code for a protein of 726 amino acids. The record is from RefSeq and is a predicted model, not a curated record. Lineage: Eukaryota; Metazoa; Nematoda; Chromadorea; Rhabditida; Ancylostomatidae.